AUGCCCUGUCUCGGGAUGCUAUCUCGAUUGCGCAGGGAGGAAUGUUAUGCCACAGCGAGAUGAGCCUGUCUCGCUCUACUUUCCAACUGUGUCACAGGUGCGACAAGGCCACACGGGAAGGGGCCUUGGUAGGCUGGUCAACAACACAACACGUCCGCGCUGGUUCGCGCUGCUGUGUUUUCGAAGCUGCAGGCGAGCCAUCAUGAUGUUUCGAAACUUCAUGCAACUCAAUACUUCGUCAUUUUGUCGUGUCGAUCGGGUCUCGGUUUCUUGCCGCCCGGACAUGCAUCGGCGACGACUGGAAACCCCCGCUGUUCAUCUUGGAAAGUGCCCCCUCUCUUUACGAGAAAUCCAAAUUGCCUCGUCAGUCGUUCGCGUUUUUGACGAGUCACGACACAGAUUCGGUCAAGACACGGCUGCGGUGAUCACCUCGUUCGAGCUGUCGACGAUGAUGAAGUCGUCUUCUCCGGUCCGUGUCUCGAAACAGAAUGUACGACCCGCCUCACAUCCGAAUGUCAAGCAUUGUGCUUCGAGAACUGCGUUUGUUGCUUGUCAAUUUCCCUCGAAUCGGCGCUCCAUCAUCGCACGGCACAACGGACGAGGGAUUGUGUUCUGAAAGAUCUGAGCCCAUUUCUGGUCCUCUCACUGGCUGACAAGUUAUCAAGCCAUGUGGCCUAGCUUGCAUGUGCAAGCAACUUCCCUGCGCUGUGGCGUUUCUUUUGUCUUCCAGCGAGGCCUCUGGAUGCAGUCUGUUUGGCGAACGGUUGGUUGUUUGCUUUUUCGUGGUUUCUCGCCAAAACUGGCAUAGCAAUGCCAAUUCCAACGCCGGAUGUCUCCAUUCAGAAAGGCCGUGCUGCACAGAGAUGAGUUACAUGUGCGCUCAGGGUUUGGUGUACAGGGCUCCUUAGGCAGCAUUUCGUCCCGACCUGACGCCAGCUCAAUGAAGCUGGGUGACGACGGGCUAGGCGUCAACGUCACUCAAAUCACAGGGUUCAGCAUUGCCACCACUGCUUUGCUUUGCCGACGAAUCAAUCUCCAGACGCCCCUGCAUCAAGACCGAACCCCUUAUUCCGACAAGUCCGUGUCUAACGCGCUGACGAGUCUCAUGGU
This is a messenger RNA of Verticillium dahliae VdLs.17, 1110 nucleotides long. RefSeq lists its product as uncharacterized. The record is from RefSeq and is a predicted model, not a curated record. Lineage: Eukaryota; Fungi; Ascomycota; Sordariomycetes; Glomerellales; Plectosphaerellaceae. Bases 47 to 616 code for a protein of 189 amino acids. The transcript is spliced from 2 exons.